GGCUCUCCCCGCGUCCAAGAUGGCGGCAGAAGCAGCUGGUGGGAAAUACAGAAGCACAGUCAGCAAAAGCAAAGACCCCUCGGGGCUGCUCAUCUCUGUGAUCAGGACUUUGUCUACUAGUGACGAUGUCGAAGACAGGGAAAAUGAAAAGGGUCGCCUUGAAGAAGCCUACGAGAAAUGUGACCGUGACCUGGAUGAAUUGAUUGUGCAGCACUACACAGAAUUGACGACAGCCAUUCGCACAUACCAGAGCAUCACAGAGCGCAUCACUAACUCCCGAAAUAAAAUAAAGCAGGUAAAAGAGAACCUACUUUCAUGCAAGAUGCUGCUGCACUGUAAACGGGAUGAGCUUCGGAAACUAUGGAUUGAAGGAAUUGAGCAUAAGCAUGUCCUGAACUUGCUGGAUGAAAUUGAGAAUAUCAAGCAAGUGCCUCAAAAGCUGGAACAGUGCAUGGCCAGCAAGCACUAUCUCAGUGCCACUGACAUGCUGGUGUCAGCAGUUGAGUCUUUGGAGGGCCCCCUGCUCCAGGUGGAAGGACUGAGUGACCUUCGACUAGAGCUUCACAGCAAGAAGAUGAACCUCCACUUGGUUCUCAUAGAUGAACUACACCGGCACCUGUACAUCAAAUCGACUAGCCGAGUUGUGCAGCGUAACAAGGAAAAAGGGAAAAUCAGCUCCCUUGUGAAAGAUGCUUCUGUUCCUCUGAUUGAUGUUACAAACCUCCCUACUUCUCGAAAAUUCCUUGAUACCUCUCACUAUUCUACUGCUGGAAGCUCAAGUGUGAGGGAGAUAAAUCUGCAGGACCUCAAGGAAGAUUUAGAAUUGGAUCCAGAGGAAAACAGCACCCUGUUUAUGGGUAUCCUCAUUAAGGGCCUGGCCAAACUGAAGAAGAUCCCAGAGACAGUUAAGGCAAUCAUAGAGCGCUUGGAGCAGGAGCUGAAGCAAAUUGUGAAGAGGUCUACAACCCAGGUGGCAGACAGUGGCUAUCAGCGGGGGGAGAACCUUACUGUGGAGAACCAACCAAGGUUGCUUCUAGAACUGCUGGAGUUACUGUUUGACAAGUUUAAUGCUGUAGCCACUGCACACUCUGUGGUCCUGGGAUACCUGCAGGACGCUGUAGUGACUCCACUGACUCAGCAGGAAGAUAUCAAACUGUAUGAUAUGGCAGAUGUAUGGGUGAAGAUCCAAGAUGUUCUACAGAUGCUGUUAACUGAGUACUUGGAUAUGAAAAAUACUCGUACGGCCUCUGAACCAUCAGCUCAACUAAGCUAUGCCAGCACUGGACGAGAGUUUGCAGCCUUUUUUGCCAAGAAGAAACCUCAAAGGCCAAAAAAUUCUCUUUUCAAGUUCGAAUCGUCCUCCCAUGCCAUCAGUAUGAGCGCCUACCUACGAGAACAGAGAAGGGAGCUCUAUAGUCGGAGUGGAGAACUGCAAGGGGGUCCUGAUGACAACUUAAUUGAAGGUGGAGGAACAAAAUUUGUCUGCAAACCUGGAGCCAGAAACAUUACCGUCAUAUUCCACCCAUUACUAAGAUUUAUUCAGGAGAUUGAGCAUGCCCUGGGUCUUGGCCCAGCCAAACAGUGUCCUCUUCGAGAGUUUCUCACCGUGUACAUCAAAAACAUCUUUCUCAAUCAAGUCUUGGCUGAGAUCAACAAGGAGAUUGAAGGAGUCACUAAAACAUCUGACCCUUUGAAGAUUCUGGCCAACGCAGACACCAUGAAGGUGCUGGGAGUGCAGCGGCCUCUCCUACAGAGCACAAUCAUUGUGGAGAAGACAGUGCAAGACCUCCUGAACCUGAUGCAUGACCUGAGUGCAUAUUCAGAUCAAUUCCUCAACAUGGUGUGCGUGAAGCUCCAGGAGUACAAGGAUACCUGCACUGCAGCUUACAGGGGUAUUGUCCAGUCAGAAGAAAAACUUGUCAUCAGUGCAUCCUGGGCAAAAGAUGAUGAUAUCAGCAGACUCUUGAAAUCUCUACCAAACUGGAUGAAUAUGGCUCAACCCAAACAGCUGAGGCCAAAAAGAGAGGAGGAAGAAGAUUUCAUAAGGGCAGCUUUUGGCAAGGAGUCUGAAGUUCUUAUUGGGAACCUGGGUGAUAAAUUAAUCCCUCCACAAGACAUCCUUCGUGACGUCAGUGAUCUCAAAGCCUUGGCCAACAUGCAUGAAAGCCUGGAAUGGUUGGCAAGUCGAACAAAGUCAGCUUUCUCCAAUCUUUCUACAUCCCAGAUGCUUUCUCCGGCUCAAGACAGCCACACGAACACGGAUCUCCCCCCAGUGUCAGAGCAGAUCAUGCAGACUCUCAGUGAACUUGCCAAAUCGUUCCAGGAUAUGGCUGACCGCUGCUUACUGGUCUUACAUCUGGAAGUGAGGGUUCACUGUUUCCACUAUCUCAUCCCUCUUGCAAAGGAGGGGAACUAUGCCAUUGUGGCUAAUGUGGAAAGUAUGGAUUAUGACCCCCUGGUGGUCAAGCUCAACAAAGAUAUCAGCGCCAUUGAAGAGGCCAUGAGCGCCAGCCUUCAGCAGCACAAGUUCCAGUAUAUCUUCGAAGGCCUGGGCCACCUGAUCUCCUGCAUCCUCAUUAAUGGUGCCCAGUACUUCAGGCGCAUCAGUGAGUCUGGCAUCAAGAAAAUGUGUAGGAACAUUUUUGUUCUUCAGCAGAAUUUGACCAACAUCACCAUGUCGCGGGAGGCAGACCUGGACUUUGCCAGGGACAGGUUUUGUGAAAGGGGCUCCAUCAAUUCUACCAUAUUUGAAGCUAUAUAAAAUACAUAAAACAGCAAUACCAAAAUGGCCAGAAAUAAUAGACUUCAGCAGUGUACCUCAGCGUUCCUUAAGCAAUGUCUAAUCAAGCAUGGACAGCAUCUGUAUUUCCAGCAAAUCUCUAUAGGAAUGUUAUCUUCAAACACAGUAAUUAAUCACUAGUUGCCAUGUGUCAGAAAACUUAUUUAACAAGAAGUUGCAAAGUGCUUGUAGUUUUCUUACCUUCUCAGCCUUCCUGGCCAGUGGAAAAUGUAACACCUUUCUGUAAUAAAGAAAUGAGGGAUCUGGAACGAUUCCAUUGAUGUUGAUUCUUCUACUCAUAGUAUUGUUAUCUUGUCUCUCUCUUUUCAUACACACCUUUCCUCUAACUGAUCUCUAAUAGGAGGGUAGAUCUUGGCUGAGCAAAGGAACCAGAAAACCUGUAACAUUACCAGAAGUACAGAGAGCCUCUGUCCUCUAUGGUAAUGAUCAUUUAAGCGCUCUUACUGUUUUGACCCCCCUGUUAAUUUUCAGAGUCAAAAAGAUACUUUAUCCAGGAAAAUCAGUGCAGAUGAGUUAGAAGGUGGAAGGGCUUUAUGAGUGUGCUUUUUUAGUUCCUUUCAUCACAGAUCAUCUUAACUUGAGCUGUCAUGCGCCUUUCCACAUGUGAGUCACAGAAGCCACCUAGGAGUCCAGAUGGUGGCAGCAUAACAAGAGAGGUCCGAACGAACGGUGAUUGGAGUCCCCAAGGUGUAUCAUCUGACAACCUUUCUAGCUUGAAUGACGCCAUUGUUUAAAAAGAAUAUCCCAGAGUUUUCUUCCCAGUUAUCCCCUCUGUACCCCAUUUUGUCUCUUUCUCUGCCUCUUCUGCUGUCUCUUUUUUCUCCUUUAUUUCUCCAAUAGCUCUACUUCCUGCUCUCCUCCUUCAAGGUUUCAUUGCUCCUCAAUUUUUCCUUGAUUUUGGUUUUUUUUUGGACUGUUAUCUUUCAUUCUUAAACCUGCACAAGAUAAGGAAACAAAAGCUACGGUUCAGGAAGUGGUAGGGCGAAAAAUUGUAACACCCAAGACAGAUUCCUCGCCCUGUUAUUCCUUCAUUUCUUCAUUCCUUCAUCAAAUAUUUAUUCAGUGUAUGUUCUCUGUAGGUCCUGGCCUCAUGAAACUUGCAUUACUGUGGGGCAAGAUGCAAAGUAAUAAAUAAGUAAAAUAUAUAUAAAGUAUUUCAGAUGAUAAUAUAUGCUGUAGUUAAAAAAAAAAAAAAAAAAAAAAAAAAAAAAAAAAAAAAAAGAGUAGGCAUGAGGAGGGGACCAGAGGGUGCCAGAGUAUAAUGGAGGUAAUCCGAAAUUUUAGAGUGUUCAUGGAAGUCCUUAAUGAGAUGGUAACAUUUGAGGAAAAACCUAAAGGAAGAGUAGGAGCAAGGCAUGCAGCUAUCUAGGGAAAGAGCAUACCAGGAAAGAGCAUCUAAGGAUGAAGAGCCAGAGGGAGGCGUGCACUUAACAUCUGAAGAACAGAGCAGAAAGGCCAGCAUGGUUGAAGUGAGUGAGCAGGGGAAGAGUAAGAGAUGAAGUCUGAAGUUUGAUACAAGGAGCUGAGAUCUGGCAAGUCAUUGUAAUGACACUGAGUUUUACUUUGCAUGAGGUAGGAAGCUAUUAGAAGGUUUGGAGCAGAAGAGUGCUACAUAAUGUGAAUCACUCUGGCCACGAUGUUGAAACUAACAUCACAGUUGUUAGUUGGGGGGGGAGGUUGUAGGCAAAGGCAGAAGCAGGAGGCUCUGUUAGAAAACUGUGGCAAUAAUCUUCUAGCUGAAAGGUAGUGGUGAUUCAAAGCAAGAUGGUAGCACUGGAGAGGAUGAGAUAUGGUCAGAUGAGGAUGUAUUUUAAAAGUUGAGCUAAAGGAUUUGCUGAGGAAUCAGAAGUGAACCAAAGACUCCAAAGUUUUUGAUCUGAACAAUUCAAAGCAUGAAGUUUUUAUUUACUGUAAUGGAAGUGAACCAGACCAUAGGAGAGGCUAUUGAAGUGUGUGGAGGGCAGAGGGGGGUUCAGCUAGAGAGGGGAUAACAAGAAAUGUUAGUUUGAGAUGCCUGUUAGGCACCAGAAUAGACAUAAAAAGGGAGCCGGCUAUACAACCUGGAGGUGAGGAGAUGGGAGUUUUGGAGUCAUCAGCAUAUAGGUGGGAUUUAAAGUCAUGAGAAAGGCUGAGAGGUGAGAUCUCAAUGGGAGCACAAGUAGAUGAAAAAGAGAAGCUGUCCAAGAAUUGGACUUUGGGUACCCCGCUGUUGAGAUGCUGGAGUGCCGGAGAAGAACCAGCAGAGGAAGUUGAGGAGGCAGCCAACAGAAUAGGAAGGUAACUAAGAAAGGGUGUUGUCCCAGAAGUCAAGGGAAGUGUUUUAAGAGGAGUGUGUCUUCAUCUGUGUCAAAUGCUGUUGAUAGGUUAAAUUAGCUCAAGACAGAGAACUGGCUACUGGUGGGCUUGACAAGAGGCCUGAAAUGCUUUGGUUUGCAUUCCUUUAUCUUUCGUACACAACUUACCUAAAGUAGGAAUACACUUCAAAUGUAUAUAUUUGGGAAUAAGUUCCUCACUCCUCAAGUUUCCGGUAGGGUUUGAUGUGAUCAGGACAAAACAAAAAUGCAAUUAUUUUUAGUGUGAUAUAUAAAAGACCAAAUUGGCAGCCUCUCUUUUCUCGAGGUCAAUAUCAACAUGCAUAAAUCAUGUUGACAGUAUGUCUAUGUGCCCUUGACAUGAUGUGAUGAAAAUGGCACUUUAACCAAAACGUAUUACCUCAAUCUAAUCAUGAGAAAGACAUCAGAAAGAUUCCAAUAGAGAUACAUUCUAUGAAAUACCUCAUCAGUACUCAUCCAAACUGUCAAAGCCAUCAAAACAAGGAAAGUCUGAAAAACUGUCACAGCCAACAGGAGCCUAGGAGACAUGAUGACUAAAAUGUACUUUGACCUCCUGGAUGGGGCCCUGGAACAAAAACAACAUUAGGCAAAAACUAAGAGGUCCUGAAUGAACUAUAGAUUUUAGUUAAAAUAAGUGUUAAUAUUGGUUCAUUCAUUGUAACAAAUAUAUCAUACUAAUGUAAGAUGUUAAUAAUAGGGAAACUGGGUACAAUUUAUAUGUGAACUCUGUACUGUCUUCUCAAUUUUUCUGUGAAUCCAAAACUUCUAAAAAUAAAGUCUGUUAGUAAAAAUAUUAGGCAAAGUGUUUCAGAGAACAUUUAUCCAAUGAAAAUAUACAGGUGGCUAAUUCAUAUUAAGCAUGAAAAGAUGCUCAAAUUCAUUUGUUAUUAGGGAAAUGCAAAUUAAAACCACAAUGAGACACCACUCUGUGCCCACCAGGAUUGCUAUAACAAUAAAAAAAAAGAAAAAAAGACAAUGAAAAUGUUGGCAAGGUUAUGGAGAAACUAGAACCCUCAUUUGCCGCUGGUAGAAAUGUAAAAUGGCACAGCUGCAUCAGUUCCUCAAAAAGUUAAACAUAGAGUUAUGGUAUGACCUAGGAAUUUCACUCCUAGGUAUAUACACAGAUAAAUGAAAACAUACAUGUGUACAAAAAUACAUACACAAAUGUUCAUAGCAAGCAUUAUCUAUAAUAGCCAAAAAGUAUAAACAGGAUGGGUGCGGUGGCUCACUCCUGUAAUCCCAGCACUUUGGGGGGCCGAGGUGAGCAGAUCAUGAGGUCAGGAGAUCGAGACCAUCCUGGCUAACAUGGUAAAACCCCAUCUCUACUAAAAAUACAAAAAAAUUAGCUGGGCAUGGUGGCAGACACCUGUAGUCCCAGCUACUCGGGAGGCUGAGGCAGGAGAAUGCUUGAACCUGGGAGGCGGAGCUUGCAGUGAGCCAAGAUCGCACCACUGCACUCCAGCCUGGGCGAAAGAGCGAGACUCCAUCUCAAAAAAAAAAAAGUACAAACCAGAUAUCCAUCAACGUAUGGAUGAAUAGAACAUAGUACAUUCAUACAAUGGAGUUUAUUUGGCCACAGAAAGACAUGAUGUGCUGAAUCUUGAAACAUUAUGUUAAAUUUAAGAAGCUAGUAACAAAAAGCCAUUUUUUAUUACACUAUUCAAAUGAAAUGUCCAAAAUAGGCAAAUUUAUAGAGAUAGAUUAGUAGAGGUUGAAAGGAAAUGGGGAAAUAGAUAGAGGAGUCUUUGGGGGUGAUGGAAAUGUGCUAAACUAGAUUGUGCUGAUGGUUGUACAGUCCUGUGACUAUUCUAAAAGUCCUUGAGUUGUAUCCCCUAAGUCUGAAAAUUACGUGGUAUGUGAAUUAUAUCUCGAUGAAGCCGUUUAAAAAAAAAAAGAGGUGGAGCUUUAAGACUUGAAAAAUUAAAUGAUUUGUCAUAGGAAAUGAGGAGCCCAAGUUUCAUCCUCUCCUUAGUGGGGAAACUUUUAAAAGGAAAUAUUUGGCUCAUUUUCUAGUUUCCCUAAUCCAUCCUGAGAGGUAGAAGAUAAAGGAAGAAUUUUUGGAGAAGGAGGUGGUGCUUCAUAUUAGUCUUGAUAGGAAUUGUCCAGAAUAGGGAGAAAGUCAUUUGGAAGAGAAAGGGUAGUUCCGGGGACUGGAGAAGACGUUCAAGGAAGGAGGUGGUGAAAGAAGAGACCUGAGUCAUCAUCAGGCCUGAAGUCAGGGCUGGCUUAGGGCAAGCCACAAAUGCCACCUUAUUAAGGCCUUCUCUGCACUUUCAAAACAUGCCUUCCUCCCCCACCAGCACUCCCUAUUCUCCUUAGCAUGAUUUUAAAAAGCAUAUAUCUGACAUAUUUAGUAUUUACUUAUUUGUUCCUCACCUGUCUACCCUGAAUAGAAUGUACGCUCCAUGAGCAGGGACCCUUUUUUGUUCACUGCUGUAGCCCCAGGACCUAAACCAGUACCUGGCAUGUAGUAGACAUUCAGUAAAUACUUGUGGGGUGUUAAAGUUAUUUGGACUUUAUCCUGUAAGUAACUGAAAGAUUUUAAGCAGAGGAGUGAGAUGGUCAGAUUUAUAUUCUAAGUACAUCAUUUCAGCAGCAGUAUAGGACUUGGAUUUGAGGAAGAUAAAACUGGAGGCCUUGCCAAUCAACUGGAAGGUGAUUGCUAAGAAAGUGAUGUGUAGGGGCCGGGCACGGUGGCUUAUGCCUGUAAUCCCAGCACUUUGGGAGGCCGAGGCAGGUGGAUCACGAGGUCAGGAGAUCGAGACCAUCUUGGCCAACAUGGUGAAACCCCAUCUCUACUAAAAUACAAAAAAUUAGCCAGGCGUGGUGGCACGUGCCUGUAAUCCC
Messenger RNA from Symphalangus syndactylus (siamang), 7980 nucleotides. It is a transcript of the gene EXOC4, whose product is annotated as exocyst complex component 4. Gene Ontology annotation, biological process: exocytosis; Golgi to plasma membrane transport; chemical synaptic transmission. Gene Ontology annotation, cellular component: growth cone membrane; exocyst; synapse. Lineage: Eukaryota; Metazoa; Chordata; Mammalia; Primates; Hylobatidae. The record is from RefSeq and is a predicted model, not a curated record.